AUGGGUAUCCUUGCACAACACGUCCCUUCGAUCGAACAGUUGAAGCCCGGUUUGGUCGAGAUCAUCGAGGAAAGUGGUGGCAGCAAACAAUUCUUCUUAUCCGGAGGUUUCGCCGUCGUCCAGCCCAACUCGGUCCUGAGCAUAAAUGCGGUGGAAGGCUACCCCCUCGAGGAAUUCAGCAUCGAGGCCGUCAACUCGCAAAUAGCCGAGGCUCAAAAGAUUGCCAGUGGCAGUGGAAGUGAGCAGGACAUCGCCGAGGCGAAGAUUGAGAUUGAGGUUCUCGAAUCCCUCCAAGCCGCAUUGAAAUAA
Molecule: messenger RNA, 309 nt
Organism: Exophiala aquamarina CBS 119918
Lineage: Eukaryota; Fungi; Ascomycota; Eurotiomycetes; Chaetothyriales; Herpotrichiellaceae
Product: F-type H+-transporting ATPase subunit delta
Exons: 3
Coding region: 1-309 (102 amino acids)
Biological process (GO): proton motive force-driven ATP synthesis
Molecular function (GO): proton-transporting ATP synthase activity, rotational mechanism
Source: RefSeq, a predicted model, not a curated record